GCAGUGGCCCGGGCGCCGCCUUUGCCACCCGAUUUGAAUUGGGACCGGAGAAGGACUGGACGUCCGGCGGCGCCAGCCGCUCACCCGCGCUCUUUCGCCAUUAUGCGGCCGUGGACCAAAGCGGGCCCGAGCCCGUGCCCGUGUCGGUCUUUGUGUGCGAUCAGCCCGAGCACCUGAGUGCGGCCAGUCUGGCCGUGAAACGCCUGAAAACCCUCCGCCAUCCGGCCAUUCUGACCUUUCUGGCCGCCCAUGAGGUGGAAGGCGUGAGCGUGUCCUUGGCCACCGAAUCGGUCACCGUGUUGUCGGCCCACUUGAACGACUUGGACCUACAAGGCGUGCGGGGCACACCCCGGAAUCACUAUCUGGCCUGGGGCCUGUAUCAGGUCCUGCGGGGAGUGCAGUUCCUGACCCAGGACGCCCAUCUGCGCCAUAACGGCCUCUUUGGCGACGCCAUCUACGUCAAUGACGCCGGAGAUUGGAAGUUGUUUGCGUUGGACCGGGUUCAGCCCACGUCCGAGUCCGCUCUCCCGGCCGCCCGAUUUCCCAAUCUGGCCAAAUACGACAGUCCCGAGGUGCACGAUGCGGCCAAGGCUCGUGUGAGCACGCCCUGGUCCCGGGACAUGUGGGGGGUGGGCGUCAUCGUGUGGGAGGUGUUCAACGGGCCUCUGCCCGCCGCCAAGAACCUGGGCAAUCUGGGCGAGAUCCCGAAGAAACUUUGCCCGCUCUACAUGGAGCUGGUGGCGGCCAAUCCGAGCAAACGACCCAAUCCCAGGGACAAGAUGGACCAGCUUCGCCGGGGCACGGGCUACUUCAAGAACCCGUUGUUGGACACGCUCAUGUUCUUGGAAGAGCUCCAGAUCAAGGAGGACUCGGACAAGAAUCGAUUCUACAGCGAGCUCUCGGCCAAGUUGGAUGGCUUUCCGUCGCACGUGUGUCGAUUCAAGAUCUUGCCCGAGCUUCUCAAGGCCUAUCAGUUCAACAAUGCGGGAGCGUCGAUCCUGAGCCCGGUGUUCAAGAUCGGGCAGAAUUUGGGCUCGGAGGACUAUGUCAAGAUGAUCAUCCCGUGCAUUGUCAAGUUGUUCGCCUCCAACGAUCGGAAUGCCCGCUUUAAGUUGCUGAACCAGGUGGAGCACUUUGUGGUCCAUUUGGAGAGCAAGGUGGUCAACGCCGAGGUGUUUCCGCAUAUUCAGAACGGUUUCCUGGAUCAGGAGCCGAUCAUUCGGGAGAAGACGGUGAUUUCCAUGAUCUAUUUAGCGCCCAAACUCACCUACGCCAAUUUGGAUGAGUGCGCCGUGACGAAGCAUUUUUCGCGACUCCUCCGGGAUGAGCAGGCCGGGAUUCGAACCAAUACCACGGUGUGUCUGGGCAAAAUCGCCCGCUACCUCCACUACUCCACCCGACAAAAGAUCCUCAUACCCGUUUUCGUCGCCAAAAUGAGAGAUCCAUUUCCGCCUGCCCGGAUUGCGGCCAUCAACGCCUUGGCCGCCACCCAGCAGUUCUACACCAUAGCGGAUACAUCCACGCGGGUCCUGCCCGCCCUCUGCCACGCCCUAAUCGACCCAGAGCUCCCAGUCCGCAAGCAAGCGUUUAAGGUCAUUCGAGGGUUCAUUGAUAAACUGGACCAAGUGUCCGAGAAUCCUGCCCUCCAAGAGGAGAUGGAAUCUGAGGUGAAGAGCACCACUUCCGAGUCAAAGCUCUUGGCUGCCACGGGCUGGGCUUCAUGGGCAGUGGGUGCCAUCGGGGCCAAGUUCUACAAGACCUCCAACAAGCCCCCCGAGCCACCCACUAGCCAGACUAGCAAUACAAUUGGCAGCGAGAAACCCGUACCCGUGGUGGCGGCUACUAGCUCAGGUAGGAAGGGCUUGGAUGAGCCGCCUUCGACGGCGGAAUCCAGUCUUAAUGAGCUCAUUGAAGACGAUCCAGAGGAAGGGGUGGGCAGUGGAGGCUCGGGUUGGGAUGACCAAGAUGAUUGGGGCAGUCUGGAGGAUAAUGCAGAUUUUGACGACCCUGAGCCUUCUCCGUUAUCCGCCAUUGAACGGUCCUUCCCCCAAAAAGUUCAUAUUUCAACCCCGACUCAGGUGAAGCCCCGUCCGCCGGAAGACAACGACCCCUGGGAUGACUUUGACGACCCGCCCAUCGCGGUCAACAAGGAGGAGGAGAAACGCCUCCGCGAAGAGAAACGAGAAGCCCGGAAAGCCGAAUUGGCUGCCAAACGCGCCAAUAAGAAGGCCGGACCUUUGAAAUUGGGCGCCAAGCGAGCCAUGGACUAGGCUGAAGGUUGACCAAUUUGAGUGGCCAAAAAAACUAUAUUUUCUCUCUUCCUUCCUUUCUUCUUUUGUUUCGUGUUUGUUUGCUACCACCACGUCAUAAAUCUGGUUGUAGUUAACCUUCGUUUUCUCCAACCAAUCAACCAUUCAUUAUUCGUGGCCACCUGUGAUACUGGAUACCGUCUGUGUAUUCAAGAGAUUUCUUGGCAUUCCUUGUGAAACCAACCUCAACACAUAAAGCAUUUCCAUUGACCUCCA
Tigriopus californicus is the source of this 2525-nucleotide messenger RNA. RefSeq names its product N-terminal kinase-like protein (gene yata). Gene Ontology annotation, biological process: protein phosphorylation. The record is from RefSeq and is a predicted model, not a curated record. Gene Ontology annotation, molecular function: ATP binding; protein kinase activity. NCBI's taxonomy places the organism in Eukaryota, Metazoa, Arthropoda, Copepoda, Harpacticoida, Harpacticidae.